Molecule: messenger RNA, 2093 nt
Organism: Eriocheir sinensis (Chinese mitten crab)
Lineage: Eukaryota; Metazoa; Arthropoda; Malacostraca; Decapoda; Varunidae
Product: fat-like cadherin-related tumor suppressor homolog
Exons: 6
Coding region: 291-1691 (466 amino acids)
Biological process (GO): homophilic cell-cell adhesion
Cellular component (GO): plasma membrane
Molecular function (GO): calcium ion binding
Source: RefSeq, a predicted model, not a curated record
UGUGAGAUCUGAAAUCGUGUGAGAAUGCGGACGAGAACUCCCCUGCCUCCCUAACACCUCCCCCUCCCCUUCUUCUUCCCCGUCAGAUCCUGGAAACACUUGUGAGAGAUUGCAUCGCCUGAAUAUACGGAUGGAAUUUGUUUAUUUCUUCCCCGUCAGAGCCUGGAAAUACUUGUGUGAGAGCUGAAACCGUCUGAGAGUAUACGGACGAGAACUCCCUUGGCUCCCUAACACCUCCUCUUCCUCCUCCUCCUCAGAUCCAGGUGAAGGACAACGGGGCGCCGCAGCUGAUGGCCACCACGCGGGUCCUCGUGCGUGUGAUGGACGUGCCCGAGGAGUCUCCCAACCCGCCGGUCCUGCAGCCGCCGCCCCCCGCCCACGUGAUGGAGACGGACGCGCCGGGCCACCUGGUGUCCUUCAUCAACGCUCGGGACCCGGAUAACGACACCUUGUGGUACUACAUCACAGAGGGUGACGAGAGCGGCCGGUUCAGCAUGGGCGUGGACUCUGGCCUGGUGAGCCUGGCCCGCCGCCUGGACCACGAGGAGCAGCACCACUACGCCCUCACCGUCACGGCCACAGACGGCGUCCACACCGCCGCCACCAAGCUCGUGGUGGAGGUGAUGGACGCCAAUGAUCACCGCCCGGUGUUCAGCGCCAGGACCUACGAGGGUGCCGUGAGCGAGGACGUGGCGCCGGGGUCCACCGUGGUCACCCUGCAGUGCCGAGACAGGGACCAGUCACCCACGGCGUCCUCCGCGGUGUACUUCACGCUGCACCACGCCCAGGCCUUGGCGUCCCAGGGCCUCUUCACCGUGGACUCGUUCACUGGUGACCUCAUCGUGGCCGAGCCCCUGGACAGGGAGGUGUCCAGCGUCCACGAGCUGACCGUGAGCUGCAGGGACCGCGGCCGACAGGAGAACGCAGACUUGGCCCGCGUGUCCGUGACGGUGGAGGACGACAACGACCACGAGCCCGUCUUCCUGGAGCCCAUGAUCAUCGCCAAGGUGAGCGUGGGGGCCGCGGCGGGCACGGCGGUGGUGCGGGUGAUGGCGCUGGACCACGACAAGGGCGACAACGGCAGGAUAUCCUACUCCAUCUUCGAGGGUAAUGCUGGAGGAAUCUUCAACAUUGACACUGCCCUCGGCGUGAUCAGCCUCACCCGAACCCUGGCCGACGCCCAGCCCCCGGAGUACCUGCUGCUGGUGCGGGCCACGGACCACGCCGCGCAGGCCCGCGCCGCCUCGGUGCCGGUCCGGGUCAUGGUGACCGCCUCGCAGAGCUCGCCGCCCUCCUGGCAGGGCAAUAAGCCGCACGUGGAGGAGGUCGGGGAGUGGGUGGGGUUGGGCACGGCCCUGGCGCGCGUCACGGCGUCCUCACCGUCGGCCCUCCACUACUCGCUGACGGGCGGGAAUGAACACAGCGCCUUCGUCAUCAGCCCCGCCUCGGGGGUGGUCAGCGUGGCCACGCCCCUGGACUACGAAACCACCUCCUGGUACAACCUGGUGACUCCCUGCCCCGCCUGGUACGCGAGGAAAACACUCAACAAAUGUUCAUUACAAGGAGGAUAUUCUUUUCAGGGGGAGAAAUCACAGGUACUCAGCGAUCUAGAUCCAGACAGAGUAGUUUGGCCCAGAGAAAUGUGUAUAGGCCUAGACGUCAAGCCAUUACCAAAAAAAGGCAAUUCAUAGUCUGUGAAUCUAGAAUAUCUAGUCUAGGGAAACUUGACUUCUCUUUUCACCACUAAUGUCGAUAUUAUCUGAAGCAUUUCUGCCACUCCUUAUAAACACAGCCUCAGAUAAGAUAUUACCCACAUGCUGUCCUGAUCUUCAAUCAACCGUCACUUCAGCGACUUCGGUAAAGAGCGCUACAGGCAGCACAUAAAAAAGUGGGUUUCAGCGCUGGUGUUCUGCCAUGGUGACGCGCCCCCUAACCCUCCCCCAGGCCGGGGUGUCCCGCAGCACGUGGCUGGGCGUGACGGUCCUCGACGAGAACGACUGGUGGCCGGAGUGGGAGCGACUUUCAUACCACGGCAGCGUCCUGCAGACCGCCGGCCGCGGCGCCCCCGUGCUGGCCGCCCACGCCCACGCCUA